Molecule: messenger RNA, 2960 nt
Organism: Neomonachus schauinslandi (Hawaiian monk seal)
Lineage: Eukaryota; Metazoa; Chordata; Mammalia; Carnivora; Phocidae
Gene: ZDHHC21
Product: zinc finger DHHC-type palmitoyltransferase 21
Exons: 10
Coding region: 264-1061 (265 amino acids)
Biological process (GO): peptidyl-L-cysteine S-palmitoylation; protein targeting to membrane
Cellular component (GO): endoplasmic reticulum; Golgi apparatus
Molecular function (GO): protein-cysteine S-palmitoyltransferase activity
Source: RefSeq, a predicted model, not a curated record
GGCGACGGCGGCGCCGGAGGAGGAGGGGGAAGAGCGGCUGGCGGCCGCGAGAGCAGCGGCGGCGAGAGGCGAGCCUGCCGGCGCCGAUUCUCAUGGAGAACUGUUAUUGAGGAGAGAUCCAUUUGCUGGGAUGUAACUAAAAAAGGAAUGAAUCAAGAUAAAACCUCUAAAUGCAAGCACCAGAAAAAUUACAACACAUCUUGGUGAAUUUGCAAGUGGAUCGUCUUUCCUUGUGGGUUGGCACGCAGUUGUAGGACUGCAAAAUGGGUCUCCGGAUUCACUUUGUUGUUGACCCACAUGGUUGGUGCUGCAUGGGUUUGAUUGUCUUUGUCUGGUUAUACAAUAUUGUUUUAAUUCCCAAAAUUGUCCUCUUUCCUCACUAUGAAGAAGGACAUAUUCCAGGCAUAUUAAUAAUAAUAUUCUAUGGCAUUGCCAUAUUUUGUCUGGUUGCUUUAGUGAGGGCCUCAUUUACUGAUCCAGGAAGACUCCCCGAGAACCCUAAGAUUCCACACGGAGAACGGGAGUUCUGGGAAUUAUGUAACAAAUGUAAUUUGAUGAGACCAAAGCGUUCCCAUCACUGUAGCCGCUGCGGCCACUGUGUUAGGAGAAUGGAUCAUCACUGUCCGUGGAUUAACAAUUGUGUGGGUGAAGAUAAUCAUUGGCUUUUUCUGCAGUUGUGUUUCUACACGGAACUUCUUACUUCCUACGCGCUGAUGUUUUCUUUCUGCCAUUAUUAUUACUUUCUUCCAGUAAAAAAGCGUAACUUGGACCUCUUUGUUGUUAGACAUGAAUUGGCCAUAAUGAGACUAGCUGCCUUUAUGGGCAUUACUAUGUUAGUUGGAAUAACUGGACUUUUUUAUACUCAACUAAUUGGCAUCAUCACAGAUACAACGUCUAUUGAAAAGAUGUCAAACUGUUGUGAAGAAAUAUCGAGGCCCCGAAAGCCAUGGCAGCAGACCUUCUCAGAAGUUUUUGGCACUCGUUGGAAGAUCCUGUGGUUUAUUCCUUUCAGGCAGAGGCAACCACUGCGAGUUCCCUACCACUUUGCCAAUCACGUCUAAACAGAUGGAUGGUGGGCACAGAUGGGUCCUCCAUGCUGGAAGAGUAAGUGAAAACUAACAAGAACUCUCCUUUUAUUUCUAUAAAUGAGCUAUAUAGCUUAUGGAGCCCUUUUAAGGAAUGCUGAAACAAAAUGCUAAAAUGAAAAGUUAAGGGUCCCUUCUGAUUAUAAGUGAAGAAUCCUGCGUCUGUGUAUGUGUGAGGAUGGGGGGUAUGUAACCCUUAGUAGCACUAACCAAUGAUGUUGCCAUUUGUCUCUUUUGCAAAUAAAGAUAAAACUAAAGAACACCUUUAAAAAUAUAUAUGUGUACACACACACACACUUUCCCAAGAGGAAAUGCACAUGUACCUUGAUUUAAGUAAAACUACUAAUAGAAAAUUGAACUUCACCAAAACACACACACAAAAGAAGUCUGGAUGUUGUUACUCACUUUACAUAAAAAGUUAGAGUAAGAUUAUUUUAAAAGCUAAUUCUGCUUAGUGGUUCAUUUUACAAAAAAAAAAAAAAAAAAAGGGAGAAAAUACCCUUUAGAAAUACUUGUAAUUGUCCCAAUGUCCUCCUGCUGUGUACACUAGUCUGGUUCCUUAUUUUUUCCCACAAAUUUUCAAGAGACUACCUUAGGGUCUUAAAACUGCAACUGAAAUGGUUAAAAUUUCUGGCAAGAAGAUAACUGUUCAUGUACUGGAAAAGUGGACGAUCACAUUUGAGGAUGUUUUGCAUUGUUUUCAAUCAACUGAAAAUGUCUCCUUGAAUGUAGAUACACGAUAUGGUUUUGCAGUGAUUUCUGAAUGGAAAAAAAGGAUCAAGUCUGUAACUUAACUGAAAUAUGACUUAGGAUCAUUUGAAUUAUAUAUAGAAAUACGUAUGUACGUGCCGUUACAGGUAAAAGGGAAAUUUGUAAGCAAAAUGGAAAGAAGCAGCAGUAUGUCUCUCUCUUAUUGUCAACAAUAUAUUUCCUAGAUUCUGUUGCUACACUAUUGGUUCUGAGUCUUUUGGCUUGUUUAUGUAUUAUUUAAAUUAAUGCGGCUGAGUGCAGUUACUUGUUCAAGUUAUUGGUAGUGGAUAGUUUACCACUAUCUGUUGUCCUCCAGAGGUGAAUAUUAAAAAGAAGUUCUACUUUAGCAUAGGUAGGAUGAAGCAAAUAAGAUGACAUGAUGGAGAGAAUUUCCUCCACAAUCAGAGAUACUCAGACAAGUGAGUUGCAAGUCUAACAUGGUGGGGACGAUGGAGUAGGGGGCAGUGGGGUAGGCUUUGGGAGACCUGAGCACAGAUGACCAUGUUUGUAUGGGCUGUGUGUCCCCAGAGUAGGCUUUUUAAAAAAUCUGACUGGCAAGAUUGAUGAAUGGGCAAAAUCUGUAAUAUCUGGGGACUCAUGUCAACCUCUAAUUGUGUCUAAUGUUCUAUCCCUAAAAUAAAAGACUUUUAAUAGUGGUGUGUUCCAAGUGCCAUAUAAAGAUCCUGUUUUUAAAUAGGUCAGGUAUUUUUCCAUUCAGUGCAUAUGUUUAAAGCUGAGGGCUGUUCUGCUGCAUUGUCUGUUUUAUCUUGUCUGGUCCCUCAAGAGCAUUUAAAGAAAAUCUUCACUAACAUUUCUAGUGCUAAUGGUAAAAAGGAAAAUAAUAGUUGAGAGAUAUGAGACUAGAUUGGAAAGAGGGAGGAAGAUGACAAGCAGGAGCCAUGUAUCUGAGAUAUACUUGUUUAAAUGAAAAGUCUACACUGGUUCUUAAAAUGAAAAACCAUGUAUCUACCUUAACAAUUUUUUUUAAAAUAUAUUUUAGUGAUUUAAUUUUUAUUCAUGUAAUAUUUCUGUUUUUCUUUGCAGAUUGUUUUUAAUUUAAAUUGUGGGAUUUUUACUUCUCUUGAAAUGUAUUAUGUACUGUAUUUUUAGAAAUCUUAUUUUGAA